AUGGCUAGUUUUAGCAAGGGUGGAAGUUUUAACAGCUAUAGUGACUACCCUGAUCAUGUUUGUCGCCCUGUGAUCGUUGGACAUAGUGUAGGGGGCUUCACGGUGAGAGCUCAAAGAGUUGUUGAAGUUCGUCGUAGUUAUGGAAUACCCCUGAAUGGUCUUGUAGAUGAGUACGAUGUGCAUGAAGAAUGGGACGAUGAUAGUCCAAGGGAAGUCAGUGACUUCUUCAAUAAAGUUCAUAAUGAAGCUAGUCGACCAACUCAUUCCACUCUUUUGAGCCCUCCAAAGUUGAUCACUGUAAGGCCUAGUUGGACAAGUGAAGAUCAUGACUCUCCAAAGUAUAGGGAGCAUCACGAUUUUAGUGGCAGCCCUCUUCGUAAUAAAUUUGAAGGGUUUCACCUUCAAGGUAGUCGAGGAUCAAGUCCGUAUGAGUACAAGAAUGAUGGUUAUGGCCACUCCAUGGAUUCUCCCAAGGCUGGCCAUGUGAAGGACUAUGGGGUCAACAACACAUGGGAUUCACCACCAAGAUCAAGGUUAACUCAUGACGAUUGGGAUGGCAGGAGAGAUCAUGAUGAUUAUGGCAAGCCAAAAUUCAAUGGAGGUUACAAGACAACUAGUCCUCCACUUAGCCAGGCCACAAAUAAACCUUUGGCUCCUCCUACUUAUGCACCAAAAUCACAUUUUCCAGCAUCUUACUCAACUCCACAUAUAAAAGAAAGUUACCCUGAGAGAACUCAAGGUGAAAAGCCUCUGGCUUCACCUCUUUCAACCCAAUCAUCCUAUUAUCCAACAUCAAAUCCGAUAACCGAAAGGAAAGAAAGUUACCCUGAACCAACAAAAGGAACGAAGCCUCUGUCUUACCCUGUUUAUACAAAACAACCAUACUCACCAACUUCAAACUACCCUGAAACAACUCAGGGACCAAGGCCUCUGUUUUCCCCUGGCUACACACAACAAUCACAUUCACCAACUUCAAACCCGAUACCUCAAAGGAAAGAGAACUACCCUGAAACAGCACACGGCACAAAGCCUCUGUUUACCCCUGGCUAUACACAACAAUCACAUUCACCAACUUCAAACCCGAUACCUCAAAGGAAAGAAAGCUAUCCUGAAACAGAACAUGGCGUAAAGCCUUUGUUUUCCUCUGGUUAUAAACCACAAUUUCAUUCACCAACUUCAAACCCAACACCUCAAAGGAAAGAAAGCUAUCCUGAAACAGAACACGGCGUAAAGCCUUUGUUUUCCUCUGGUUAUAAACCACAAUCACAUUCACCAACUUCAAACCCGAUACCUCAAAGGAAAGAAAGCUAUCCUGAAACAGAACACGGCGUAAAGCCUUUGUUUUCCUCUGGUUAUAAACCACAAUCACAUUCACCAACUUCAAACCCAACACCUCAAAGGAAAGAAAGUUAUCCUGAAACAGAACACGGCGUAAAGCCUUUGUUCUCCAGUGGUUAUAAACCACAAUCACAUUCGCCAACUUCAAACCCGAUACCUCAAAGGAAAGAAAGCUACCCAGUAACAACACACGAUACAAACCCUAUGUUUUCCCCUGUUUCUACACAACAAUCAACUGAAAAUCCGACCUCUCAAAACAACGAAAGUCACCCAAAGAAGAAAAAAGGUUGGACAUCUCUGUUUUCCUCUCCUUCUAAGCAACAACCACGCCCUCCAACAUCACACUCAACUCCUGAUAUGAAACAAAGCUACCCUGAUCAUGAAACUCAAGGUUUCCACCCCUCAUUUACCCCUUCUUCUCCACAAAAGGAACGCUACAGUCCACAAAUGGAAGACCAUUACCCCGACCAAAUCCAGCGCAAUGCGUCCUUUACAUCUCCAUAUGAAAAUACACAGGAACCAAAACAAACCCUUAAUAGCAGUGAGGCCAGGAAAAAGUAUGCUCACUUAAAACCAGUGUCACCAGCUCAGAUGAAGUACUCAGGAACAAUUGAUAGCAAGGAAGCUGUGAAAAAGUACAAUGGUGCAUUUGUUCCAUAG
Solanum pennellii is the source of this 1998-nucleotide messenger RNA. Its product is annotated as adhesive plaque matrix protein-like. Bases 1 to 1998 code for a protein of 665 amino acids. Lineage: Eukaryota; Viridiplantae; Streptophyta; Magnoliopsida; Solanales; Solanaceae. The transcript has a single exon. The record is from RefSeq and is a predicted model, not a curated record.